AUGAAAAAUUUUGUACCACUCUGUCAAAGUUUCGAGUGCUUCUAUACACGUAAUCUCUAUAAACGUCUUCGUGAUGUAUUCAAUCAACCCAUUGCAAGUAUAGCUGGACCUAUAGUCAAUGUAAUGGAACCUGUUACAGAUGAUUACAAUUGGACAUUCAGAUUUACUGGCAGAAAUAUACCGGCCAUCAAUUUGGGAUCAUACAAUUAUUUAGGUUUUGCCGAAAGUAAUGGUCCAUGUGCAGAAGCAGGUAUAAGAUCAAUUGAACAGUAUGGUAUUACGACAUGUAGUACUCGUCAUGAAUUAGGAAACCAACAGUAUAUGAUUACUCUAGAAAAAAUGGUGGCAGAUUAUCUAGGCGUUGAAGAUUGUAUUACUUUUGGUAUGGGCUUUGCUACAAUUGCAUUGAACAUUCCAGCAAUAAUGGGCAAAGGUGAUCUUAUACUAAGUGACAAACUUAAUCAUGUUUCAAUUAUUCUUGGUUCUCGUCUAUCUGGUGCACAUAUUCUCAGAUUCAAUCAUAAUGACAUGCAAGAUUUAGAAUAUCAAUUACGUGACGCCAUUGUUCAUGGUCAACCAAGAAGAUUUCGGCCAUGGAAAAGAAUUGUGAUCAUUGUCGAAGGUAUCUACAGUAUGGAAGGUUCAUUGUGUAAAUUACCUGAAAUAGUUGCCCUCAAGAAAAAAUACAAAGCAUAUUUGUAUAUUGAUGAAGCUCAUUCAAUUGGUACUAUUGGUUCACAUGGUCGUGGUGUUGUCGAUUAUUGCAAUGUUGAUCCGAAGGACAUUGGUAUACAUAUGGGUACAUUUACAAAAAGUUUCGGUUCUGCUGGAGGUUAUAUUGCUGGUAAAAAGUCUUUGAUCGAUUAUAUUCGAGUUCAUUCGCACUCUGCAUGUUAUUCAUCGAGCAUGUCGGCACCUAUUGUCUAUCAAAUUAUCAGUGCUCUGAACAUUAUUACAGGUCGAGAUGGAACUGAUAAUGGUCAAAAACGUAUUCAACAAUUAGCUUGUAAUGUUCAUUAUUUUCGUCGUCAACUUAUCGAUAUGGGCUUUGUUGUAUAUGGAAAUAAAGAUUCGGCAGUGGUGGCAGUAAUGCUCUUCCUACCGAUUAGAAUUGCAGCUGUCAACCGAGAAAUGUUGAAACGUGGAUGUGCUGUAGUAACUGUAGGCUUUCCGGCUACUAAGAUUAACGAACCACGUAUACGAUUUUGUCUAUCAGCCAGUCAUACCAAAGAAAUGCUUGAUCAUACUUUCAGAGCUUUCGAUGAAGUGGGCUAUAUGACUGGACUUCAAUGUUCAAAACGAAAACCACUACAUCGUUUAGUUGAUCUCAAUCCUGAAGAUUACCUCGAAGAUUAA
Rotaria sordida is the source of this 1356-nucleotide messenger RNA. Lineage: Eukaryota; Metazoa; Rotifera; Eurotatoria; Philodinida; Philodinidae. The record is from the annotation of a GenBank genome assembly.